Messenger RNA from Daphnia magna, 3713 nucleotides. RefSeq names its product beta-3 adrenergic receptor. Gene Ontology annotation, biological process: adenylate cyclase-activating adrenergic receptor signaling pathway. Lineage: Eukaryota; Metazoa; Arthropoda; Branchiopoda; Diplostraca; Daphniidae. The transcript has 5 exons. Gene Ontology annotation, molecular function: G protein-coupled receptor activity. The coding region runs from base 337 to 1902 and encodes 521 amino acids. The record is from RefSeq and is a predicted model, not a curated record. Gene Ontology annotation, cellular component: membrane.
GAAGGUUGCGAGGAGAGGAGCGGCCACACCGAGUGUGUGGGCGGAAGAAGGAGAUUCGGGAGGGGGGGACUCGCACAGAGAGACGCAACAUCCAACCACUAACCAACCAAACGCAGUGAUAGCCCUCAAAAGACGGACAGGUUUCUUUCCAACUAGAAGCGCUUUAACUCUUCUCUCCAAUAACAAACGUCAUCAGUGGAAAUUAAGUUUUAAAAAAAUAAAACAAAAAAAAAAAAAUCCUCCACAUCUCAAAUUCAAAAGUUUGUUUGUCGCGUCAAUGUAGUUCGUCAGUGCUGAAUAAAACAAAAAUCACGCGCACGGAAAAAAAAAAAUCAAAUGGAAAUGUGGUCGUCCGCCUCGCCAUCUUCAUCCGGAUUGGAAAGCAGAGAUGGCGAGACGUGGCCGUGUUUGUGGUUCAACGCGAGUCACGCACUGGGUAAUUGCAAUAACAUGGCGGUUGGCUCGUCGGACGUGAGUGAAAUGGCAGACGAUCAAGCGGAUUCUUCAAUUCAGAACAUAACAGAGAUCUAUCAAACAUGGACGCCCGUUUUGAUCUUCUUCUGCGCUCUGACCUUCUUCGUCAACGUGUUCAUCGUCAUCGCGGCCAGAUGGAUGCGUCGACCGCUAACGCCCACCAUGUACUUCAGUUUAAGUCUGGCCGCUGCCGACGCUGUGGCGUCAUUGACAGUCGGACUGGGUCUCGUUUUCAACAGUUUACUGCCUAAGGUCUACAAUGUGGACAUACCAGACUGGGGACCUUGCAGCAUGCUGGCCAUGGAAGCCAUUCGAUUGGCUGCCGUCAUUGUCACCGUUUUCCACUUAUUGGCUCUAGCUGUCAACCACUACAUUGGCAUCGCUCGACCACUCCACUACGCCGCCAUCAUGACGAAACGUGCGGCUAGCGUGUGCAUGGCCAUCCUGUGGAUCGUCCCAAACGCCGCAUUGUUCGCCUACUUUUCAUCCAUUGAAAACCAAGGAUUUCAGUCCCAAAGAUGCAAAACGGAUUUCAUCCGCGAGCUGCGCUUCCGCGGCCAAUACGCCAGCUUCUUUUUCGCCCCGCUCGUCUUGAUGAUCUUCAUCUACGGCCACAUUUUCGUCAUCAUCCGACGACAUCAGGCCAACCGCAGGGCCUUGAUUCAGCACGGAUCCAUGGCCCGACACACGACGCCCGUCUCCUCGACGAGGGCGCACAGCGCGGUCGCCUUGGAAACGACGGCCAGUUUGCGUUACCCAUCUCAUCCGUCGUCCGUUUCAUCGGGUCGACGGUUACCAGCAAGCGGCAAACCGACGUCAUUCCACCGUCAGCGCAACAACUGCUCCGUGCCCACCAAUUCGGAGAGUAUCGAUCACAGCAACAACGCCGUCAACAGAAAUGUCAAGGCCAUCAUCACGACGCUGCUGAUUGUCGGCACUUUCAUUCUGGGCUGGAUGCCGGCUGUCAUCUGGUUCAUCGUUUACUGCAAGGAUUGCAUCGUGACGUUUGAAAGCCUCGAUCCGAUUGUGACGCUGCCUAUCGGCAUCACCGUUAACAGUCUGAUCGUUCUCAAGUCGUUCCUCGAUCCUAUUAUCUACACGGCACGCAUGAAAGACUUCAAAGUGGCUUUCCACCGGAUGCGCUAUCAGGUGCUGUCCAAAUGCUUCCCGCGCUGCCGCUGGUGGGGUGGCGGAGAAGGUCCCGACGACGACGCCACUAUGGUUCAUUUUAAUCGCAGUCUCCUGCUCGGCAACAAUUCAAUGGCCCAUUCGACCAUACACAAUCACCCGUCAAUUCAAACUCGACGCUCCAUACGGUUCAACCAACCGAAAAUCAAUCGCGCAAAUAGCAACGGGUUAGUCGAUGCGUCCCACCAUCAAGCGGCCGUCAUCGUCGAUCAACGCGACGGUGAACGCGUCGAUGGAUAAAGUGGACGCGGCGCCAUUUUUAAAUCCCCGUACGUAAGACAAACACGCGACAGUCGAUAACGAAAAUAAAUAAAUAAGGGCAAAAUGGAGAAGCGCUUCAUCACGGCAGACACAAACACACUCGACACCGGAUCAAUGUAUACCGUAAUCGGCACUGGGUUGGUUAGCGUUCAAGAGACCAACUCACGCGUGUGUAAUGUGACAAUAUUUAAUCGAGCAUUGGCCCGUAAAAAUGGCGAUGCUUUCAGUGUGUUCGUUGCACGCGUUUCAAGCCAACCCCAAAAAUGUAUGCCGGUCUACUUUUUCUUUUUUUUUCACUCGGUUCCUUAAUGGAUGUCGAAGCAAAGUGUUUUGACACACUUCUACCCAAGCCCUCGCUUUCUUUGUUGCAUCAACCAAUCGGGACAUGCAGUAUCGAUGUAAUACAUGUUUUUUUUUUGUUACUUUAUAGCCGAGAGAUAUAAUCUCUGUCGUUGACAGGCCGCUGCUGCCACUAAUUAUUAGUUGACGAGAGAAAGGAAGAAAUGACUUACUUUCCGUCGACGGCGUUGAUUAAUUUGUGCUUUAGGCCGAGCUGAUUCAUGGACCAUUCCAUGCGUGCCCGUCUCUCCGGACGGCGUUCCAAAUUGAUCAGGAAGAUUUCGUCAAAUCCGUGCGUGCUUUUGGCAGGCGGCGUUACGUAUUCGGUUAGCUGCUGGUGAGCGGUCAUCGGAGGGAAAUCCACUUUGAAAAGAAAUGACAUCAAUAAAAUGAAAAAUAAACGUCAAAAAUAAAUCAAUGAUUAUAUUAAGACGGAGGAAAAAAAAGAAUUACCUGAAGCUUCUAGCAUGAUAUUGGUCAACUGGGCGUAGUCAUCUUGGAUCGUUUGACUUUCGUCGAGCGGCGCCAGAAGAUAACCGAACUUGAUUUGAUUGCAAAUGUACACUGGAACAUCUGAAUAAACAAAAAAGAGAAACGCCAGUGUUUGCCGACGAAGCGAGUGACGUCGCAUUUUUCGUUACCAGUCCAAUAGCCGGAAAUGGCAAAAGUGAUGACAUCAUCGUGAGGGCCGUUGUAGCCAUUGAUAUUCUCGGGUCUGAAAGUCAGUCGUUUGGAUUCCACUUGACGCAGAUCGACCAAGAAACACGAGUGUACGACGAUGACCCGGUGGCAACCUUUGUUUUCACGCUCGCGGAUUGGCUUGUACUCGUCAGUUCGUCGAUAAUAGUAAUCGAGACCCAUGCCGCACCAGUAAUUCGAGUACAAGCUCAGCGUGUCGAGCAUGGGCGCGACAACCGGGUAAUUCGUGUUGACCAUCGUCUUCAGUGUUUGGUUGUUUGUCAGGAAAACAUCGCAAUCUACAAACUGCAGUUGAAGGGCGUUAGUAAUCAUCUCACAACAAAGCAGAAUUUUACGUUGAUGCGGUACGUAAAAUCCCUAAUUGAAUUCGUGCACGUAAAUCAAGCAAUUUACCCAAACAAAAUCCGCCCACAGUUCUCGCCCUUUAUCCAGAGCUUCUUCCCUCAAACUGAUUAUGUGCUUGAAUCGCUCCUGAGUCCAAUUUGUCGGGAUUUUAUCGUCGGCUACGGAAGGGGAGGAAGUCAGUUCGUGAUAAAUGUGAUGAUAUGAAUUUUCUACAGAAGCAAUCCAUUUGUUCAUUAUCUGCAGGCUCUGAUCUUGGUUCUGAUCGCUCUUGAUCCUGUUAGUUGCAUGUUGACAAAAUCAUUAUUAAGUUUUGUCAUUUUGAAUCACAUUGUUCCGUGCACAUUAUUGUAUUACUAAAACACCAGGAAGAAAGAUUGCAACAAGAAUAAAUAAGCUUUUUUUUUUUA